GACUCGGGGGGGAAGGAGCUAACCGCCGUUUAGCUCCGUGACGCAUACGACUGCUGUUCAACAAAGUCCUAAUUUAACUGUAACUAUCGUCUAAUAUACAUAUAUUUAUAAGUUAGUGAAGUCUCGGGCAUUUUUGCAGCCGUAAAUUGCGCUUAUUUUGCACUUUAUUAUAGCGCGCAACGUAAACAAACCGGUGUCAAACGUUGAAGCUAACGUUUCAAAUACAGCGCAGGGGAUAAUAAGAGUGUUUUUCUCCAACAUGAGAGGGGGUUCAUCUUAUGGAGACAGAGACAGGGACCGCGGACGAGACAGGCCACGGUUUGGGGCCAUGAGUGGCCGCGGUGGACCCCCACCAAUGAAGUUUGGGAAUCCUGGUGAGCGUCUCCGUAAGAAAAGGUGGAACCUGGAUGAGCUGCCAAAAUUUGAGAAGAACUUCUAUGCUGAAAACCCUGAGGUCCAACGGAUGAGUCAGUAUGAAAUGGAAGAGUUUCGCAGGAAGAAGGAGAUCACCAUCAGAGGCUCUGGCUGUCCAAAACCAGUCACCGCUUUUCACCAGGCGCAGUUCCCUCAAUAUGUGAUGGAUGUGCUGAUGCAGCAGAACUUUAAGGAACCCACAGCGAUUCAGUCUCAGGGCUUCCCUGUGGCCCUGAGUGGCAGGGACAUGGUGGGGAUUGCACAGACUGGCUCUGGAAAGACACUGGCUUAUCUUCUUCCUGCUAUUGUGCACAUCAACCAUCAGCCUUAUCUGGAGAGGGGAGAUGGUCCGAUUUGUCUGGUGCUGGCACCAACCAGAGAGCUGGCUCAGCAGGUUCAGCAGGUUGCAUAUGACUAUGGCAAGUCCUCCCGCAUUAAAAGCACCUGUGUCUAUGGAGGAGCACCCAAAGGACCACAAAUUCGAGAUCUUGAGAGGGGUGUUGAGAUCUGCAUCGCCACACCUGGUCGUCUUAUUGACUUCUUGGAGGUGGGGAAGACUAACCUGCGUCGCUGCACCUACCUAGUGCUAGAUGAGGCUGACCGCAUGCUGGACAUGGGCUUCGAGCCACAAAUUCGCAAAAUAGUUGAACAAAUCAGGCCCGACAGACAGACUCUGAUGUGGAGUGCAACCUGGCCAAAGGAGGUCCGGCAGCUUGCCGAGGACUUCCUGAGGGACUAUAUCCAGAUUAAUAUUGGUGCUCUGGAGCUCAGUGCUAACCACAACAUCCUGCAAAUUGUCGAUGUCUGUAUGGAGACGGAAAAGGACCACAAACUUAUUCAGCUGAUGGAGGAAAUUAUGGCUGAAAAGGAAAACAAAACCAUCAUCUUUGUGGAGACCAAGAAGCGCUGUGAUGAUCUUACCAGGAGAAUGAGGCGGGACGGGUGGCCAGCCAUGUGUAUCCAUGGAGACAAGAGCCAGCCAGAAAGAGACUGGGUACUCACAGAAUUUCGUAGUGGCAAAGCUCCUAUACUGAUUGCUACUGAUGUUGCCUCUCGUGGUCUGGACGUGGAAGACGUCAAGUUCGUCAUCAACUAUGACUAUCCCAGCUCCUCUGAGGACUACGUCCACCGGAUCGGACGCACGGCCCGCAGCACCAACAAAGGCACUGCCUACACCUUCUUCACGCCAGGGAACCUGCGGCAGGCCCGAGACCUUGUCCGGGUGUUGGAGGAGGCCCGACAGGCCAUCAACCCAAAGCUGCUUCAGCUUGUGGAUUCAGGCCGCGGUGGAGGAGGCGGCGGUGGUAGAAUGCGUUACCGUGGCAGCGGCUCCAACAACCCUAACCUAAUGUACCAGGAGGAGUGUGAUCGCCGCAUGCGCUCUAGCGGAGGCGGUGGCAGCAAAGACAGCCGGAGUGGCUUCGGCCGUGACAACCGCAACAGCCGCGACGGAGACCGUUCCACUUCCUCCUCCUCCUCUUCCUCCUACAGAAGUCGCGAUCGCAGGAACAGCUACAACUCAGGCUCAGAUCAGUAUCAGAGUUACAGCGGCAGCGGGGGGUACAACUCCCGCACCGGCGGCCAAACCGGUGGAGGUGGAAGUCAGGAUCAGUCCAGCCAGCCGCAAGGUCAGUUUGUCCAGCCUCCUCCUCCUCCUCCGCCAUCGGGGGCGCUGCAGCCCCUCAUGGCACAGCAGUUUGUUCCACCACAGCCCCCUCUAAUGGGCUUCAUGGGGCAACCGCCGUACCCUUUUGCUUCUCCACCCCCUCCUCCUCCUCCAGGCCCUCCACCUCCCCGGAAGUAGAAUUACAAGAGAGAAGCACUGAAUUGAUUUAUGCUUCUUAGUGUGAGUGUGUUCACGGUGUGACUUUGAUUUUACUCUCCAACUCUUGUUAACUCCAAGAGGCGGGGGUUUGACAAGGUAUAUGCCUAAGGAGGUAAGGGCUUAUAUUUUCUAUUUGUUUGCUACUUUGUAAAUAAACCCAACAUGUGGAAUUAAAAUUUUCCCCCUUAAGCUUUCUCAGGAUAGAUAGUCACUAUCCAAAGUCUCAUGCAGUUGCUCUCAAACAUCUGUCACAGAGGAAAAGGCUUCUUGUGUUUUCAUUUCAGUCAAACACCUAAACAGUGGAUUUCAGCAGCUUGUUGUCCCUCUAGUUUCAUCGGCUGUAUUGGGAUUUGGAUAGAAUGAAACCAAGUGUACACUCAGGCCUCAGUGCUAUGUGUUUGAGAGUGCUGAUCUAUGGGUAAAUAGACAUUAGUCACAUUCCAGAGCCAACUUGCUCAGUCGGAGCGAGACUUAGGUUUCGACUUGCAAUAAAUUUUAAUUAUUGCGUUUAUUUUGGGUUUGUGUUAUUAUAAACACUGAAGCAGUGCAUCCAAAUGUGUGAGUCAGUUGCAACAGUUUUGAAGCCAUGAAGCCACUAUUAGUUUUAGUUUUAGGUUUUUUUUUUUAGUGUAAGACGCAUUAGCUUGAUUCAUUUAUCAUGCACGCCUUUAUUUUUUUCUUGUAGCAAGUCAAAAUAGAUGUGUCUGUGUUUACUUGUAACUUUUUAACUCACAUAUUCUUUUAACCAGCAGAUCAGCUGAUGCAUGCGGAUUGUUGACUAAAUUGCAGUUUGUUGCUUGUUUCCUCUUUCACUCGUUGUGCUCUUUUUACAGUGUUUUCCUAAUAAAGGAAUCAAAGCUUUAUUUUCUACUUAGCAGAUUAUUGAUCAAAUUAUUUGUCAGAUGAAUUCCCUGUACAAAUGACUUUAUUUGUCUUAAAUACACAGUUGUAGUACA
Molecule: messenger RNA, 3195 nt
Organism: Toxotes jaculatrix (banded archerfish)
Lineage: Eukaryota; Metazoa; Chordata; Actinopteri; Toxotidae
Product: probable ATP-dependent RNA helicase DDX17
Exons: 13
Coding region: 260-2218 (652 amino acids)
Biological process (GO): alternative mRNA splicing, via spliceosome
Cellular component (GO): cytoplasm; ribonucleoprotein complex; nucleus
Molecular function (GO): RNA helicase activity; ATP binding; RNA binding
Source: RefSeq, a predicted model, not a curated record